UCUUGUCGCUGCUACGAUGGCUGAUCAGAUCCCAAUGACUACACGCUCAUAUUACUUCCCUACAUUCGGCUCGUAUACCAAUCUCACCUUGCAAACAACGCCUAUUCCGCCUAUCAAGGCUACCCAUGUCCUCGUCAAAGUCCAUGCUGUUUCGCUACAGUACCGCGACCUCGUCAUCGCCUCGAAUAACUAUCCAGCAGCCAUUAUACCAGACAAUCUUAUCCCAUGCUCAGACAUGGCCGGGGAAGUAGUGGCCGUCGGUUCUGAUGUGACGCGCUGGAAAGUCGGCGACAGAGUCUGUGCCAAUUUCUGCACUGAUCAUUUAGACGGAGACAUCGACGCGGAUAUCUUUAAUUCGACUCUUAGUGCAGGACAGCAAGGCGUGUUGACAGAGUACAGGACUUUCAACGAUUAUUCAUUGGUCAAAAUACCCGAGCAUUUAUCCUACGAGGAGGCGUCGACGCUGCCUUGUGCUGGGCUCACGGCUUACAGUGCGCUCAUGGGACCCAAACCAGUUAAAGCAGGUGAUAGCGUACUUAUCCUCGGAACUGGUGGCGUGUCCAUUUUCGGUUUACAGUUUGCCGUUGCCUCCGGAGCAACUGUUAUAGCAACAUCGUCCUCAGACGCCAAGUUAGCCAUCGCCAAGAAACUCGGCGCCACCCAUACGAUCAACUACAACACGACUCCCGACUGGGACAAGGAAGUUCUGAGGCUAACCGGUGGAAGAGGCGUCGACCAUGUUUUGGAGGUCGGAGGAUCUGGUACCCUCAAGAAAUCCAUAUCGGCUGCACGGUAUGCAGGAUGCAUUCAUUUGAUUGGGUUUGUGGCCCAAAACAACAUUUCGCCCAUGGAUUUCAUUGUAGCUUGCAUGAGCAAGACCAUUCUCAUGCGAGGCAUAGCAAUUGGCUCUGUUGCACAGUUCAAGUCAAUGAACCGGCUGUUACGGGCUCAUACAGAGUCGACGCGUCCUGUCAUCGACAAGGUGUUCUCUUUCGAAGAAGUGAUUGAUGCGUACGCGCACUUGGAGAGUCAGAAGCACGUUGGGAAGGUAGUUAUUCGUGUCGGUCCCGCGUGA
Molecule: messenger RNA, 1075 nt
Organism: Desarmillaria tabescens
Lineage: Eukaryota; Fungi; Basidiomycota; Agaricomycetes; Agaricales; Physalacriaceae
Product: alcohol dehydrogenase superfamily protein
Exons: 5
Coding region: 17-1075 (352 amino acids)
Molecular function (GO): oxidoreductase activity
Source: RefSeq, a predicted model, not a curated record